AUGAAUAAUUCCGCCGCAAAAGUUGGCGAAAUAUUCCGCGAGGCGGGAACAGCAUUCAACAAACUGUCAGAGAUGACCAUGCUUCUGCAUCCGAUGGGGGACUCACAGCCAGGUGGAAAAUGGACAGAAGAAGAAAUAGAGAUGCUACGAGCCUGUGUUCAUCGUUUUGCUGUAGAUCUCAAUAAACUCAGUCAGCACAUAAAAAAUCGGACUGUGUCACAGAUCCGCACCACCUUGAAGAAGAAGGCGUUCGAAGGCGCCGGCAUCCCGCUGCGGCAGGUAAGCGGCGCGGCCAGCCUGCCGCCCGCGCCCCCACAGGUGACGCUGAACAUGCUGAACGCUUCCGAAAACGAGGUGGACGUGGAAGGCUUAGGCGGUGACGUGAAACUGGAGUUCGAAGCUGGUGGUGAGGAGGUGGCCACCUGA
Molecule: messenger RNA, 426 nt
Organism: Chilo suppressalis (striped riceborer)
Lineage: Eukaryota; Metazoa; Arthropoda; Insecta; Lepidoptera; Crambidae
Source: the annotation of a GenBank genome assembly